CCGCGGUUUGCUAACGGCCAAAGCUCGCCAUGUAGUGCGCUAAACCCAUGGUGGCUAUGCUGACAUAUUCCCAUGGGUGACGACAUCCAUCUUCAGUCUUUUCUCAUACAACACUCACAGAGCCUCAGCGAAGGCUGCUUACACGGCGAAGUGUCACUGAAAGCAAGGCUAUUCCCAUUCGCAGACCGAGGCAGAAGGAUUGAUAGGAGUUCUGACAUGAUGCCAAACAUGAUGGCGGCAGAAUGGCAAACCAUAGAAGAACCGGUCAUUGUACAUUAACAUCGAAUAUUCUGUGAACAUAUUCUCCUCACAGCUUACCUUCACGUCAUUCAAAUUCACAUGCCCUGUUUAAACCUACCGCUGAUUCCAACUUGGAUACGAUGGCGAACAUCAAGCCCGACCCCGAAUUCUAAGUCUUCAAGCCCGUUAGAGAGUUCACGGCGCCCGAUUUCGACGAUUCAGUCGCCUUUCGUAACUUUCAAGAUAACAUGCUUUUUGAACAGUUCAACUGGCUGCCCCGCGUCGGGGGUAUCACCGAGACAAAAAUUGAAGUUGAGUCUCUUGACGGCACGACCAUCGAUGGAUACCGAUUUCAACCACCGGCCGGCGUCCGAGAGGCAACCACACCCCUGCGCACGGAGCAAUCUACCUGCACGGUGGCG
Messenger RNA from Pseudomassariella vexata, 662 nucleotides. RefSeq lists its product as uncharacterized. The transcript has a single exon. The coding region runs from base 73 to 279 and encodes 68 amino acids. The record is from RefSeq and is a predicted model, not a curated record. Lineage: Eukaryota; Fungi; Ascomycota; Sordariomycetes; Amphisphaeriales; Pseudomassariaceae.